AAACUGUUAAUAAUGUUGAGAAGGUAUAUGAGCCAGAGAUUAAUAAUAUUACUAAUUGUACUCCUUCAGAAUCAUCUCAUGAAAUAAAGGUCGAUCCGCAAUCGGUCAAUAUAAAUGUCUCCCAGGAAGAAAUCCCAAAAUGUAUUACAAAUUCCAAGAGAGAAACCGUUACCAAUACCCGCUCAGAGAUAGAAAGACCGGUGGAAGAAGAAUCUUCCUCGAAAAUAGCUACUGAAUUCGUGCAAGUUCCUGAAUCGAUAAGUAUUAAGAGACUUGCCAAUUCUUUCUGCCAAGCAAAUGGUGCAAGAAAUAGAUCGAUCACAGCAAAGAGAGCAGAGAUAACAGCUUGGCAUUUAUUCUCUGAAAGGUUCGAAAAUAAAGUAGUGGAGCUUAGAUCAAAUGAUAAGAAACUUACGGAUCAGACUGCAAGAAAGCAGAUCUAUAAUGAAAUGAAGCCGUAUCUCACAG
Funneliformis geosporum is the source of this 468-nucleotide messenger RNA. Lineage: Eukaryota; Fungi; Glomeromycota; Glomeromycetes; Glomerales; Glomeraceae. The record is from the annotation of a GenBank genome assembly.